UUCCUUCUGUCUACAUUAUUUCUAACCAAUUGAUUUAAAGCCGGGCUCUAAGGUAUGCUUCUUUUUUGCAGGAUUAAGAAGGCCAUGGAACGGGAUGGCCACAGUAACCCAAGUUCAAGCUGCGAGGUCAAAGCUGUGGAAGAGAAUAUCAUCCACCUAGUGCUCUACAUCCCCAUCUUCAUCUUGGGGUUGCCCUUCAACUUACUGGCCCUUUAUAUGUUCUGUGGCAAGAUUAAGAAAUGGACUGAAUCCACCAUUUACAUGAGCAACCUUGCUUUGGCAGAUAUUCUAUUGUUGUUCUCCCUUCCUUUUAAGAUGCUCAACCAAGAUAAUGGUUGGCCCUUUGAAAUGGCCUUCUGCUCCUUUGUAGAAUCCAUCUACUUUGUCAAUAUGUAUGCCAGCAUUUUCAUCAUCACCUCUAUUAGUAUUGACCGUUAUGUCGCUAUCAUCCAUCCUUUGAAAGCAAGAGCCUUCCGAUCACCCCGGAAUACCUUGAUGAUCUGCUUCCUUAUUUGGGUCUUUGUCUGGCUGGGAAGCAUCCCUGUUUAUCAAUUUCACAAUGAUUUAGGCUACAAUUAUACCACAAACAAAACAUUUGCCUGCUUCCAUGGGUUUUCUGAUAAGUCCUGGAAUCCAGCAAUAAUUAUUUCUGUGGAGCUGGUGGGCUUUAUGAUCCCGCUAACCAUCAUCACCUUUUGUUCAGUUCAAAUCAUGAGGAAACUUUUGCAGAGGAAAAGUGACAUCCCUGGAAGCUGCAUUAGAAUCAUCAGUGUCAAUCUGGCAACCUUUAUCUGUUCAUUUGUACCUGCCCACCUUGGCAUCUUUCUCCAGUUUUUAGUGCGGCAGGACAUCAUUGGCCAAAAUAAUUGUUCAGAACGAAUUGCCAUUAGCCUAUUCGUACAGAGCAGCAUGUGUAUAGCCAAUAUCAAUUGUUGUCUGGACGCUAUAUGCUAUUAUUUUGUAGCAAAGGAAUUCCGUGAACAAGGCUCACGCACCAAACGGUCCUUGGCUAGCAUUUUCUCAAGUAAUUCUUUGUGAGUGUUUAACCAAAUACAGUUCCAUGCCUUCUUGGUACAUAUGAUGCUCUUGGCAUUUUGGUAGUUCUGCGUACUCCACACACCAUGGUGGAUUAAUUGGCUAGUUAUUCAGUGCAUUUUCUUUUGAAAGAACAAACAUAUUUACAGUGCCUUACGCGAUAUAUGGAUAUCCCAUCAUGUUUCUCAGCAAAUGUAACAUAUUUAAAACUGUAGGGACAUGACAGCCACUGAAGGAUUUAACAAGAAGCAGUAAGAUUAUAACCAGAAAAUGUCUCUUAGGUUUCAGAAUAAAGGAUAAAUGUUUUACUAGAUACCAAUAAUAAUGCUGCCCAACCACACAUCACCCCAGACUCUGUUUUGAUGGACAAUCAGGGCUUUGGUUUAACAGUUCUUCUCAUAGAUGCCAUAUCUUGUAGCAAAAAUCAUAGAAGUACAGCACGAAUAUUGAUUUAGGUUAUUUGCUCAUCUCUGAAGUAUAAUUUGAACCCUUCAACUCUUGACUCAGAGGGAAGAAUGCUGCCGCUGAACUCUCACAACUUCUGUUCCAAACCAUGAAGACCCUGACUAGUUGUCGAAACCCCACAAGUUCCUAAAAGAUUCAAUGGCUAUUCUGCGCACAACUUGAUCCCAGGAUCAGUAUAUUUUGGGGUUGGAUAAUCAUUGUACGUGGUUUCUUUAUGAAUAGUGGUGGAAACUUCUCAAGGAUUCAUCGAGGACAUAAUUCCCAUUGACUAUCUCUUGAGAGAACGGAACCAUUAAAUAUUAUACAUUAAUAUUUGGAUUGCAUCUUUGCUUCUGCUAAUUCUUACAACAGCAGACUCUAACCUGAGAAUCAAUUUCAGGCUGGCAAAUUUGUGAAUGGAUUCAGGCUUUUUGCAAUGCAUCAGUAUCUAAGCUUAAAGCCACCCAGGCCGAAGCAACAGGUCUGAAUGAUGUUGUGUCCAUUAUCUUCAACAUUUGAUCAUCUACAAAAUUAACUCAAGUAAUUCAUCAAGGCUUCUAUAACAGUACCACCAGAAUGUACAAGUGUUGUGAUUUAGCAGAAAACCACAACCGGUGUAUGAGAGCACCCCCAUCCGACAAUGCCCUUCCAAGGCACACGGCAUCCUGACUUGGAAAUAGAUUGUCACUCCUUCAUCGUUGCUGGGACAGAGUUGUUGAACGCAUUGCCACAAUUAUCAGACUGCAAUGGUUGAAGAACCAUGCUCGCCAUCACUUUUUCGAAGACAAUUAUAGACAAGUAUUAAAUACUGAUAUUUUCAGCAACACCGAGAACUUGUGAGUAAAUAAGAAAGGAGAACCAAAUGCAGAAAACUGUUUUUUUUUAAUGUAUAGCUUGUUGUGAGAGCCCUAGC
Molecule: messenger RNA, 2392 nt
Organism: Leucoraja erinaceus (little skate)
Lineage: Eukaryota; Metazoa; Chordata; Chondrichthyes; Rajiformes; Rajidae
Product: G-protein coupled receptor 55-like
Exons: 1
Coding region: 55-1038 (327 amino acids)
Biological process (GO): positive regulation of Rho protein signal transduction; phospholipase C-activating G protein-coupled receptor signaling pathway
Cellular component (GO): membrane
Molecular function (GO): G protein-coupled receptor activity
Source: RefSeq, a predicted model, not a curated record